GCUUGAGAGGGACAGACUUUUCUUUUUUUUUUUUACAUGAGAAGCUCACUUUCACGUUGAACUCGUCAUCUUUCUUCUCUUAUCAGCAGGAUAUAAUAUCGAGGGAAGGAAGUCCCAAAACGCCUGUGCCUUACAGCAUGAACAGUGAUCGGUCCAUGUAUGAACCAAUAACGCUCAACAGUGGAAUCCGUACCUCUGUGAAAUGGAGCCAGCAGGCGGAGACAGAGUACUUGGUGUAUACAGUCGGCUCAGCAGACAGUGAGAUUGAUUUAUAUGGAUCUGGUCUUCAUAUAAAUCAGAGCCCUACUGUUGAGGACCCUCUGCCUGCUUUAGGCCAGAUGCAGGAUAGCAGAAUAGUACAUCGUACCAGACUGGACUGUACCAUAUGUGUACAGCGCAGUGACGAAGCUGUGAAGUUCUGCCAGGAUUGCAAGGCUACUUUCUGUGAGAACCAUGUUAGAGACCACUACCAGGUCCCAGGACUGAUGCAACACACAUUGGUGGAGGCCACUGAAGGAAGGAAAACCAUUCCAAAUGUAGAUGAUCACGUCCAUCAAACAUAUGUUGAAACAGAACAAACUGUGACUCAGGUCUGCUCAUGGAAAACAGCCUUCUUCGUCAGUCUUCUGGGGAUUCUCAUACUGGUACUUGCCCUGGUAGGACUUGUAUGUUAUGCAGACUUCUGUGUCACUGUCCAUGGGUCUGAGCUGGGAUUUCAGCAACGGAUUGUUCUGCUGGGGAAGACUGGAUCAGAGAAGAGAGCAUCAGGAAACACCAUCCUGGGAAGAGAGGCCUUUAAAGUGGAGGCUUCACCUUCGUAUGGGCCACAGUGUGAGGAACAAGAUGCUGUUGUGGGCCGAAAUAACAUAACUAUGAUUAACACCCCAGAUGUGUUGCCAUCUGAGGACGUUGCAGGUAAAGUAGUUCAAUGCAUCAACAUCUCAACACCUCACGUGUUCCUGCUGGUGAUCAGGUUGUGCAAUUGGUGCACAGAAGAGGAGAAGAAAACUGUCAAGUGGAUGAACGAGAACUUUGCAGAGGAGGCCCUUAAAUACACCAUUGUGCUGUUCACUGGUGGAGACCAGCUAGAAGGGAAACCAGUGGAGGAGUAUCUAAUGGACAACAGUGAUUCCCUAAAGCUUCUCAGUAUGUGUGGUGGUAGACAUCACGUCUUCAAUAACAAAGAAAAGAAUGACCUCACUCAGGUCACAGAGCUGCUGGAGAAGAUAGACGGAUUAUUGAAUGAGAAUAGGGGAUACUAUCAUGUGACAAACAUCUUGACCCGGAGGGACGAGGAGAUCAGGAGGAGGGAGGAGGCUCUGAGAAAGAUACUGGAACAGGAGGUUAGAAAGAGGGAUGCAGCCAUAGCAACGAUAAGAGAGGAGGAGGAGAAAAAGAGGGAUGCAGCCAUAGCAACGAUAAGAGAGGAGGAGGAGAAAAAGAGGGAUGCAGCCAUAGCAACGAUAAGAGAGGAGGAGGAGAAAAAGAGGGAGACUGAAGAGAGAAAAGUCUGUGAGGGGGAAGAUGAAGGGAGGAAGGUCAUUGAUAAUCUGGCAUUGAAAGUCUCAGGCUCAGAAAUGUAUGUAGGAGUAACAGUGAUCACAAUGAUCAUACUAAUUGUCCUUUAAUGAUACUAAACUGAAUAUUAGGGAGUCUCUUCAUUUGGUAUUCACAAUCAUCUGAACAUUAGGGAGUCUUCAUUCAUCAUCUGAACAUUAGGGAGUCUUCAUUCAUCAUCUGAACAUUAGGGAGUCUUCAUUUGACAUUCACAAUCUUUGCCGGAAUAUUAGGGAGUGUCUUAAUUUGAUAUUCACAAUCAUCAUCUGAACAUUAGUGAGUUUCUUCAUUCAUCAUCUGAACAUUAGUGAGUUUCUUCAUUCAUCAUCUGAACAUUAGUGAGUCUCUUCAAUCAUCACCUGAACAUUAGUGAGUCUCUUCAAUCAUCACCUGAACAUUAGUGAGUCUCUUCAAUCAUCACCUGAACAUUAGUGAGUCUCUUCAAUCAUCACCUGAACAUUAGUGAGUCUCUUCAAUCAUCACCUGAACAUUAGUGAGUCUCUUCAAAUCAUCAUCUGAACAUUAGUGAGUCUCUUCAAAUCAUCACCUGAACAUUAGUGAGUCUCUUCAAUCAUCACCUGAACAUUAGUGAGUCUCUUCAAUCAUCACCUGAACAUUAGUGUGUCUCUUCAAUCAUCACCUGAACAUUAGUGAGUCUCUUCAAUCAUCACCUGAACAUUAGUGAGUCUCUUCAAAUCAUCAUCUGAACAUUAGUGAGUCUCUUCAAAUCAUCAUCUGAACAUUAGUGAGUCUCUUCAAUCAUCACCUGAACAUUAGUGAGUCUCUUCAUUCAUCAUCUCUUAUUGUAAAGCAGGGUGACCUCUGUAAAGCAGGGUGACCUCUGUAAAGCAGGGUGACCUCUGAAAACAAAACAAGUUUGCAUAUGAAAAUGAUAAAUAAGUACAUUUAUUAAUUGUUGAUCAAUACUUUCAUUGAUUAAUUGUUAGAAGUGGUUUUUUAUAUUCUUUAAAGAACAUAUCUCCCAUUAUAACCCGGUGUUUAGAGAAAUAUAAGAUACCUGCACUUUCUCCAAUGGGUGAACAAAUAAUGCGGUGUCAUGUAUUAUGCAAUAUAAAUGUCAAAACGGUCAAGGAAUACAGUUGAAUCAUCAUAUAGCUGUGUUGGGAUUUGUUUGUUGCAGUAUUUUCAAUGUUAUAUUAACUUGGCCUGGAAAUUCACUAUACUGUAGCUGUGUCUCAUGAAGUGCUGGACCCAGUUUAAAUGUCCUUUAAUAAAACCAAUGUCAGAACAUCAAUGUAAAAUAUAAAUGAUGCAUUUUGUACCACAUCAGGGAAGAGCAGUUGGCUAAACUACUACCGUGAACUGCUCAGUGCCAGAGGCCUGCUAGUUACUGGGUCGUUUCACAAUAAAAGUGCCUUUUGCGUCCCUUUGAUAUCUGGUUAGAGGUUCACCGAGAUGGGGGCUGUACUAAAUGUUUGAUGUAUUAUAAUAAUUGAUUAUGCUAAUGCUGUAUUAAUAGAAGGGGAGGGGUUAUAAGACCCCUCCCUCCUUACAUGUAUAGGGUCCUAGACUACAGAUUAACAAUAUAUAUAUAUUAUGAGGUUUAAUAUUGUUCCACAGUUGUUUUCUAGUCUCUCUGCGUCUUAUAAAGAAACUGUAUGAGAAAUGUGUGACUGUGAAACAGAACUCUGCAGGGGAGUGUAAGAGAUAGGAGACCCGUCAGACAUUCCACUAUAAAUCAACUUGGACAUUUACUGCUAAGCUUUUAGAUAACACUAAAAGUCUUGUUUACAUAGCUGUGUAGGCAUGGUUUUGGUCUCAUGAGUAGAAGUUAAUGACGUAGGCAGUUACAUCACAGGGGGUUGACUACAAGCAUGAUAAAAGCAACUUGGGCCCUUUUCUAUUUUGCAGAACUUACUCAGAAACAUGCGUGCUAUGUUCCUGUUGUCAACUUCUGUCUGCAAUUGCAUUAAUAAAUGAAUUAAUGAUUUAAUUAAA
Molecule: messenger RNA, 3516 nt
Organism: Salvelinus namaycush (lake trout)
Lineage: Eukaryota; Metazoa; Chordata; Actinopteri; Salmoniformes; Salmonidae
Product: GTPase IMAP family member 7-like
Exons: 6
Coding region: 138-1628 (496 amino acids)
Molecular function (GO): GTP binding
Source: RefSeq, a predicted model, not a curated record